Messenger RNA from Daucus carota subsp. sativus, 1827 nucleotides. RefSeq names its product chalcone synthase 2. Gene Ontology annotation, biological process: polyketide biosynthetic process. The transcript has 2 exons. The record is from RefSeq and is a predicted model, not a curated record. Gene Ontology annotation, molecular function: acyltransferase activity, transferring groups other than amino-acyl groups. Bases 397 to 1590 code for a protein of 397 amino acids. NCBI's taxonomy places the organism in Eukaryota, Viridiplantae, Streptophyta, Magnoliopsida, Apiales, Apiaceae.
AAGUUUAGUGAUAAUAAAUCGGCGUUGCGCAAGAUUAGAAUUGGUAGGAAGAGCUGGAGACGAUUGUGCUUCACUUGAUGCAUCUACUCACUUGAAACGUACGUGGUGUAGCUAUAUCCUCACCAUGGUACACACAGACAGUUACAUCUUACAUCCACAUAACUCCUCCUUCCACGUGGCCAUCCGGUGACCGUCCCUCCAACCUAACUUCCCCUUAUUCAUCAUCAAAUUUUCAACCUCUCUCUGUCGCCGUCACUACUGUUAACUUAAAUCUUUAGACUGUUUAGGUACAGAUAAUUCUCUAUAUAUAUACAAGUACAAGGAAACCUAACAACACAAAUCAUCCUCAUCAUCUAUCUUCUUACGGAUUUUUUACAGAGAUCCAGAUUGUUGAGAAUGUCUAACCAUAAUGCGGAAAUUGAGGAGAUCAGGAAAAGGCAGAGGGCUCAAGGUCCUGCUAAUAUUCUAGCUAUCGGCACCGCCACGCCUUCCAACUGCGUCUACCAGGCGGAUUAUCCUGAUUACUACUUUCGGAUCACCAAUUCCGAGCAUAUGAGCGAUCUCAAACUCAAAUUCAAGCGAAUGUGUGAAAAAUCUAUGAUCCGAAAGCGUUACAUGUACAUAACAGAAGAAUAUCUAAAAGAAAACCCUAAUGUGUGCGCCUACGAGGCGCCGUCUCUGGACGCGCGCCAGGACCUGGUGGUGGUGGAGGUGCCGAGGCUAGGGAAAGAAGCUGCAGCUAAAGCGAUCAAAGAGUGGGGUCACCCCAAGUCCAAGAUCACUCACCUCAUUUUCUGCACCACUUCUGGUGUAGACAUGCCCGGGGCAGACUACCAGCUGACCAAGCUCCUCGGUCUCCGCCCCUCCGUCAAGCGCUUCAUGAUGUACCAGCAGGGCUGCUUCGCCGGCGGCACGGUGCUCCGUCUCGCCAAGGAUCUCGCCGAGAACAAUGCCGGCGCGCGCGUCCUCGUCGUCUGCUCCGAGAUCACCGCCGUCACUUUCCGCGGCCCUUCUGAUUCCCACCUGGACUCUUUAGUUGGCCAGGCUCUUUUCGGUGACGGCGCGGCGGCCGUCAUUGUCGGGUCGGACCCGGAUCUGUCCGUGGAGCGCCCGCUCUUCCAGCUCAUCUCCGCGGCCCAGACGAUUUUACCCGACUCCGACGGGGCCAUCGACGGGCAUCUCCGCGAAGUGGGCCUCACCUUCCAUCUCCUCAAAGACGUCCCGGGCUUGAUCUCCAAGAACAUCGAGAAGUCGUUGAAGGAAGCGUUCGGGCCUAUCGGCAUAUCGGACUGGAACUCCUUGUUCUGGAUAGCCCAUCCGGGCGGCCCGGCUAUCCUGGACCAGGUAGAGCUCAAGUUGGGCCUGAAAGAAGAGAAAAUGCGGGCGACCCGACAGGUGUUGAGUGAUUAUGGGAACAUGUCAAGCGCAUGUGUGCUCUUUAUUCUUGACGAAAUGAGGAAGAAGUCUAUUGAAGAAGGGAAAGCCACCACUGGAGAUGGUUUGGACUGGGGCGUUCUUUUCGGGUUCGGGCCGGGUCUUACUGUCGAAACCGUUGUGUUGCAUAGCGUACCCGCGACUAUUACUCACUGAAGUUGCUUCAUAUGAUUUGUGUUGCAUAUACAUACUAUAUGGUACGUGUUUGUUAUUUUGUUGCUUCAGCUCUGCGUGCUCAUGCAUCUCGUGUUAAGUUUACCCUGCUUUUCAAAUAUGUAUUGUCGGUUGUUCAAUAAAGAUCGAUAUUCUUUUCCUCGCUUGUAACGUAUUUACAAAAUUUCAUAUGUAUUCCUUAAAUUCCUCUUUAAUGAUAUAAACCUCGUCGAUUAAGUA